GUGCCGGAAACCGAAGUCUUUCUUUCCGGUUUAGCUUUGGCAGUAGGCAGUAGGCUGCAUCCAUAGCACUCCGUGGCAGAUUCCUCCAGAACAAAUACCACAUCGGGAAAUAUGGAGGAAACUUCAACAGACCAGAUUGUUGACGAUGCUGCGCCAGCAUUGCACGAGUAUGGACGAACGUUCGAUGUUAUUGACAUCGGGCCAGAUGGAACUUCAAUUCUGGGUUCGUCCAACAUGUGCACACGAUUUUGGGCGGGAAUCUUGUCUGUGUACAAUUCUCCUGAUGCUGUGACUGAUCAAACACAAUGUCAGUCAAGUAUGGAGUUCGAAGGUGGACUUUCCUGUGCAAAAUUUGUUUCUGGAUCAAAGGUUAUAGUAGGUCUGGAUUCGGGUUCUGUCUCACUUUUAAACGUUCGACCAGAAUCUGGUUCGGGAAUCGACAUGCUUGCAUCGGUCGUAGAGCACGACAACGUCGUGAGUUCGCUCAGUGUCAGUCGCGACGGUACACGAGCCCUGACCGGAAGCCUCGAUCGCAGUUUGAAGGUGUGGCACACCGAUUACCUUGUGUGCAGUCACACCUACCGGCCGGCCCACGCUGAUAUGGUCGUUAGCGUGGCAAUCCAUCCAGAACAGAACGAUAUGAUGGUUUCAUGCUCGGAGGACGGGUGUGUCAUAAUGUGGGAUUUGCGCAUGCCAAAACCGGCGUUGGGCAUUCCCAGGGAACAGUUUGCAAAUCGUCCCUCUUGCGUCUCUUUUGUUAAUCGCCGUGGAAUCAACCUCAUGAUAGGUACCGUCUCAGGCCACCUGAUUCAUCUUGAUGCUUCGUCUCCAAAAUCCGCCCCUUCCUUCGAGUUGGGUGCUCAUUCAAGGGCUGUACGUACUAUAUGCCCAUCAGGAGAAGAUGAUGACCAGCUUUUAAUAGCUACAUGUGCUGAAGAUCGUACCACUGUCGUUUCUUCCGUUAAUCCGGCUCAUCCGAGAAUUAUACACUCUGAUGAGCUUCACAAAGAUGUUGUUCGUGGCUUGGCCUGGUCGCCCAAAAUUGGCGAUCGCCAGCGUAUUUAUUCCUGUGGAUGGGAUCGUCAGGUCAUCGUCCACGACAUUAUUACCUCUUCUUGAAUACAUAUACCUCUUCGUUUUCGAAAAUGCACACUGUACUCCGACA
Daphnia magna is the source of this 1165-nucleotide messenger RNA. Its product is annotated as methylosome protein 50. The transcript is spliced from 6 exons. The record is from RefSeq and is a predicted model, not a curated record. Gene Ontology annotation, cellular component: methylosome. The coding region runs from base 112 to 1119 and encodes 335 amino acids. Gene Ontology annotation, biological process: oocyte axis specification. NCBI's taxonomy places the organism in Eukaryota, Metazoa, Arthropoda, Branchiopoda, Diplostraca, Daphniidae. Gene Ontology annotation, molecular function: protein binding.